Molecule: messenger RNA, 906 nt
Organism: Gongylonema pulchrum
Lineage: Eukaryota; Metazoa; Nematoda; Chromadorea; Rhabditida; Gongylonematidae
Source: the annotation of a GenBank genome assembly
GUCAGCGAUGAGGUUCAUGUGCUGGAAACAGCCGACAACAGGACACGACUGCAAUGGCUUCAGCAGCUUCAGAGCAAUCGCCGUCGACACUAUGAGAAGGAAAAUGUUGAUGACUUAUUGAAAGUUAAGGUGGAUUCGGCUGAUGAGGUGGUGGUGGUUGCUGGGCCUCCCGAUCAAAAAUCACUGGAAGAUGAAAUCCUCGAUGCUACUCAAUCAACAUUUUAUCUGGAUUCGGAUGGCGAGCUGAAUGCACGCAGCCUGGAAAUGCCGGCCGCUGUCUCACCCAAUACCGAUAUUCUGAAGAAUGCGGAGGAAAUAAUUGGCAAAAUAGCGGAGGAGACUCAGGCGGCGAAGGCGCGUGUACUCGAACAUCAUCCGGCCAAAAAAGUCAUUGACAAAGCGAAAGCCUCACUCCGGCUUCAUUCAUCAAAUUCGCCUGGCCCUCCACGCUGCGAGCAAUGCGAAGUGCUCCUUGGUGUUGUGAAUACGCUCAAAGAUCGCUGUUACGAGCUUACCGAUGAAGUUGGAGCUAAUCAGGAUUUAGUGGCAAUGCUACGCCAAAAUUUGCUGAAAUCGAAUCGUCAAGUUGAACUGCUGACGAGGAUGGAAGAGCUGAAAAACCCGCAGGAAAGAAUCAGUUUGAUUUUGGAAAAAGAGAGUGAACUGACAGCUUGCCAGCUAAACGCAGCAUCGUACAGUCGUGAAAUUCAAUUUCUGAUGGAACAGAACAAACAAUACGAAGAGAAAAUUGAGGAAAUGAAUAUCGAAAUCGAAGCAUUUCGUGAAUCGGUGCGAUCCAAGGAGGAGCUCAUAAUGAAAUUCUGUGGCGAACAGGAGGGUAAUGCAACAUUGGGUCGUCCUGUUGCACUGCUUGAAGACGGUAUGCUUGGGCAUAUUUGCAGUUAA